AUGUUUGGACUUAACACAUUUUACCUAAAAUUCUUUUUGAGCAAUAUUAAACAUAAAGAUGAUGGAUGGAGCCAUACUUCUUUGAGUCUAAUAUCUGGCGGAUUAUCCGGUGCAACCACAUUAUGCAUGUUCUAUCCACUUCUUUUUUGUCAAACUCAUUUAGCUGCCCAUGUUGGACCCUUGGUUGACCGUGAAUAUACUGGAUUACUGGAUUGUAUACAAAAAACUGUUCAUACAAAUGGUGUUCGAGCUUUGUAUACUGGAUUUGCUAUUGCAGCCAAUGGAAUGGUGAUAAACAAAGCUAUUUACUUUGGAGCUUAUUAUAGUUUUAACAAAACUAUUCUAGAUCAUAGUAAUAGUCUAGUUUCUAUUGACGAAAAAGAUACAAAGUUACCAUUUUGGAUACGUUUUGGAACCGCACAGGUUUCCACUUACUUGUCACAAUUAUUCAGCUAUCCUCUUGAUACAAUUGGCAGAAUGUUGAUUGUUCAAACUGCACAAGAAGAAAAAUUAUAUCUAAAUGCCAGAGACUGUUUUACUAAACUAUGGAAAUCUCAGGGUAUAUCAGGCUUGUAUCGAGGAAUGUUGCCUAAUAUGAUUCGAUCAAGUGGUUCAGCUCUAAUUCUUGUGCUGCACGAUGAAUUCAAAUGGAUACUGAGUAAAAUGGGUUUAUUUGGAGGAGAAAUUCAAGACGAUUAA
Molecule: messenger RNA, 699 nt
Organism: Macrosiphum euphorbiae (potato aphid)
Lineage: Eukaryota; Metazoa; Arthropoda; Insecta; Hemiptera; Aphididae
Source: the annotation of a GenBank genome assembly